Messenger RNA from Megalops cyprinoides (Indo-Pacific tarpon), 2938 nucleotides. It is a transcript of the gene gdap2, whose product is annotated as ganglioside induced differentiation associated protein 2. NCBI's taxonomy places the organism in Eukaryota, Metazoa, Chordata, Actinopteri, Elopiformes, Megalopidae. The record is from RefSeq and is a predicted model, not a curated record. The coding region runs from base 433 to 1941 and encodes 502 amino acids. The transcript is spliced from 15 exons.
UCAGCUGAUGAGGAACAUACAUUAAUAACUGUAGAUAGUGUGGAUGUGAUGGAAACCGUCGGAUUUCCUAACUUGCAUUUUGCAAUGGUGUAUGAAGAAAGGACUAUUGUAACGCCAUUUCCAGAGCUGUUACGUUGACGAAAGGUUACAUCGUGCCCUUUCUCUGAGAACUAACGUUAAAUAGCUAUUAACUAGCCAGCUAGCUAACGUUAUCUUAUUGUGGUCCCGUGAAAGAUUAGCUAGCUAGCUGUAAAGCUACAGCUAGCAAGUCAUCGAUAGCCACCUAAUCCAGUUUUGAGGAACAACGCUUGGAGCCAAAUGCAUGUGAUGUGAUUUAGGAGACUUUGGAAAGGAGGCAGUGUUGGAACUAUUGAAGACUUCUAGUGGUGGCUUUGCAGUAGCUCCCUGCUGGCUCUCUGCAGUCCUGGAGCCAUGGAUCCCCUGGGAGCGCGUUCCCAGUUUGUGGAUGUCCAGACACUGCCUAUCUGGGACCAGCCUCAGGAAGGGGACACGGACGGUGAAGUGUGCCCCAGCAGCAAAACCGGCAGCCAGAACGACAGUCUGUUUGGCCAGCAGGAGGCGCCCCCCUCACCUUUUCCCUUCCGGGAGGACAUCAACAGGAAGAUUGUUCUCUUCACUGGAGACGUGGCCCUGUUGAACUGCACAGCAAUCGUCAACACAAGUAAUGAGACGCUGUCGGACAAAAAUCCUGUCUCUGACAGCAUCCACAGGCAGGCUGGGCCUGAACUCAGAGAGGAACUGCUCAAGUUGAAAGGCUGUCGCACAGGUGAGGCGAAGAUGACCAAGGGCUUCAACCUGGCCGCUCGAUUCAUCAUUCACACUGUGGGACCCAAGUACAAGGCCAAGUACAGGACGGCGGCCGAGAGCUCUCUCUACAGCUGCUACAGGAACGUCAUGCAGCUCGCCAAGGAGCAGGCCAUGGCGUCUGUGGCCUUCUGUGUGGUCAGCACGGCCAAGAGAGGAUACCCGCUCGAAGACGCCACUCACAUAGCACUCAGGACAGUGCGCAGGUUUCUGGAGAACCACGGCGAGAGCGUAGAGAUGGUGGUGUUUGCAGUGACGCAGCAGGAAGAGCCUGUAUACAGGAAGCUGCUGCCACUGUAUUACCCACGCUCGGAGGAGGAGGAGCGCGCCAGUCUGCCCCUCCUCCCUCCGGACAUCGGGAACUCCGAGGGCGAGCCCGUGGUCCCCGAGCGACAGAUCCGGAUUACGGAAAAGCCAGGCACCCUGGAAGAGGACUCUGAGGACGACAGCCUGGACUCAGACCUGGGCCUGGUGGGCACCCACGCCUUUGCGCGUAUGGAAGGGGACGUGGACAAACAGCGCAGGCUCAUCCUUCAGGGCCAGAUGUCCGAGGCAUCGCUACAGAAGCAGCACCAGAGAAACUAUAACCGCUGGUUAUGCAGAGCAAGAGCCGAGGACCUGUCCGACAUCGCAGCGCUUAAAGCAUUAUACCAAACUGGGGUGGACAUCUGUGGGCGAACGGUCAUGGUCCUUGUGGGGAGGAAUAUUCCAGUGACGCUUAUAGACAUGGAAAAGGCGUUGCUGUACUUCAUCCACGUCAUGGAUCACAUUGCGGUGAAAGAGUACGUGAUGGUGUACUUCCACACGCUCACCGGUGAACACAAUCAUCUGGACUCAGACUUCCUGAAGAAGGUCUACGACAUCGUGGAUCCCAAAUUUAAGAAGAACCUGAGGGCGUUCUACUUCGUACAUCCUACGUUCCGCUCCAAGGUGUCCACAUGGUUCUUCACCACCUUCAGUGUCUCCGGUCUCAAGGAGAAGGUCCAUCAUGUGGAGACCCUGCAGCAGCUGUUCACCUGCAUUGUCCCAGAGCAGAUCGACAUCCCACCUUUCGUCCUGGAGUAUGACGCACGGGUGAAUGGACCUUACCACCCAGCCCACUCCUCCGGUCUUUGAAGAAACGUGGCACCUGACCCCAGGACCUGGACCUGGACCUGUUCUGCAUUUGGUUUUUUUAGUAGCCCGGUGAUGCCACAAAUACGUCUGAUACACACGAUCUGAGUAUCACACCGCAGCCAGGCAGUGGCCAAAGGUAUGAUUUUUCUGGUGCAGGCAGACCCAGUCCUCUGUCACCAGCAAGCCUGCGAGGACCUUUCUCUGUCUGCAGGGACUCUACGGAGAGGCUGACUUGCCCUUUUUACUUUAUGACCGUUUGAAUACAAUCAGAGAGGGUGGCUGCAUGUUCCGGGAGCCAUACAACCCCAUCCCCCCCGCCCCCUGCGCAUAUUGAGCGUCAGUUCAAGGGUACACCGCAGAAGUGUCUUAAAUCCCAUACCCUACCUGUCUCUCAGCAGUGCUGCCAAACCUGGUCUUGAAUGAUUGUGGAUCGUGUGUGAUUGUGCCGUUUCCUUCCACCCGCUGGUUCCCCCAACUGCCAGAAGGCGUUUCUCAUCCCUCCGAGGCACUCUGUCUAUCGCGGUGAAAGUUUCACUGGCCGCUCAGUUACUCAUGCAGCUGGUAUUGUGCUGUGCCUCAACAGAACCACAUGUGGUUUGCGAUCCAAAUCAUUUUUCCUCAUCAACUUUCCAUAAGCCACAAAACAAAACAAAAAAAUUGAAAAGAAGAGAAGUUCAAGCUGAGUGUCAGUCUUCAUCCAUAAUCGUUCCUUGUUCAAGUAAACGCUUUUGAGUUUUCUAAGCGUUUUACGUUGACGUUGCCUUUCCAAAUCACAGUCAUGCCGUUAAAGGUGGAGGAGCGCUGUAAAACACCCAUGUGUGUAAUAGCAUAAGGGCCUCAGCGGAAACCCUCAUUUUCCAAGCAUUUGGGUGACUGUGCUGCAGGUUGUUGUCUACAGUGCUGUGCCACCCAGGCAGGACACUCAUAUAAAAACAUAUUUAGCAUAAGAGUCAGAAGGCUAGUGCCACAGUGGUGUCAGACACACGCAGAGCAGAAA